CAAAAUAUCAGGCACGGUUUGUAAAUCAAAAUUGUAGUAAAAUACCUAAUUAAGAUAUUUUGCCCAUUUUUUAAUUUUUCAGUGAUGUGUUUGCCGAAUCUGAAGUCAAGAAGUUUGACAUGUUCGAAGAGUUGCAACGAAAAACAAAUAUUAAUCAGAUACGAGAAAUGAAUCAAACCGGUUAUUCUCUUCUUACAAAAGAGCAAUUAAGAAUGAUUUAUGGACCAGACUCUCCAUAUCAUGAUCCGAAGCUUCUUCAACGUUUCCUUCUUUUAAAUAAUUCGGCAUUAGCAUCACACAUUGAAGGCGACAUUCACAAACUUGCUACAAUUGACUCAUUUAAAAUUCAGCCAAAGAAAUCACAACAAACUAGAAGAAAACGAGCAAUUAUUCUAUCACCUAUCAGUUUUAGCCCUUUUGUUUUGACAUUAAUCAACCUAAAUCCAGUAAUUUUAUCCCCUAUAAUAUUUUCUCCGUUAAUUCUUGCCCCAGCAAUUCUUGGACCGGUAAUCCUUUCACCUUGGGUUUUUGUGCCGUUGGUUCUAUCACCGCGUCUUCUUACACCCUUAAUUCUUUCACCACCAUUAUUUUCACCCUUAAUUUUGUCUCCUUUGGCACUUCAACCAGUCAUUCUUUCUCCUGGAGCUUUUGCCCCUUUAAUACUUUCUCCAGUAUUGCUUUCUCCUUUUAUUUUAUCUCCUCAAGUAUUCACUCCUUUAAUUCUCUCCCCGUUAGCAUUAAAUCCAUUUAUUCUAAAUCCAUCAGCUCUAAGUCCCGUAAUUUUAUCUCCUUUUGUAUUAUCACCUAUUAUUUUAUCACCUGCAUUUCUUUCAGCAUUAAUUUUGAGCCCUUAUGCUUUAUCACCUCUUAUUCAAAGUCCGCUUAUUGCAUAUUCUGUAAUUUUGUCUCCAAGCUAUCUUAGUUAA
Meloidogyne enterolobii is the source of this 926-nucleotide messenger RNA. NCBI's taxonomy places the organism in Eukaryota, Metazoa, Nematoda, Chromadorea, Rhabditida, Meloidogynidae. The record is from the annotation of a GenBank genome assembly.